Messenger RNA from Megalops cyprinoides (Indo-Pacific tarpon), 3569 nucleotides. RefSeq names its product multiple C2 and transmembrane domain-containing protein 2-like. The record is from RefSeq and is a predicted model, not a curated record. Gene Ontology annotation, biological process: regulation of neurotransmitter secretion. Lineage: Eukaryota; Metazoa; Chordata; Actinopteri; Elopiformes; Megalopidae. The transcript is spliced from 23 exons. Gene Ontology annotation, molecular function: calcium ion binding. The coding region runs from base 188 to 2821 and encodes 877 amino acids. Gene Ontology annotation, cellular component: synaptic vesicle membrane.
GGAAGUCAGUUUGAACAGCCGCGAUGCUCGUAGAUGUUGCGCUGUACGAUUGAUUAAAACUCUUUCCCCCAUCAUCAUUUGUAUCGGACUAAGGAAACUUGAGAAUGCCUCUGCCAGCGGAAAACAGUUGGCAGUGAAGGUCGCGCUUGUGAGGCUUUGGGCGACUCCCUCACCCCCUCCCCCCACUAUGGAGGCCAAAAAGACCACGGUGUGGGGAAACCUGCGACAGAGGGCCAAGCCCUUGUUAGACAACAUGAGGAAGGCCAAGAAGAGCCCUGACAAGCCGGAGGUGCGGAAGAAGGGGGUGCUGGACCACAGGCUGAGCGUGUCCGUUCCUGACAUGAGGCGUGUGCAGCGGGAGGCCGCCCCCGCGCCCGUGCAGGCGCGCAUGUCCGCCGGCCCCCGGAUGCCGGGCCCCGACGCCCCGGUGUAUGGCACUGGCUCAGUGGACCGGCUGAGCGUGCCCGCCCCGGACGUCGCCGACAGCACCUCUCUGGGGUCUGUGAGCAGCACCCCCUCGGAGGACACCCCCACUCUGCAUGUGACGCCUUGUUCGGGGGGAGCAGAGAGAGGGGAGAGUCCGGACACCGCCGAACGCCCUGGUCUGCCAGUCUGGGAUGCCCGGGCUCUGGACAUGUCGGAGAGCACGAGUGAGUAUGGGGACUGUAAUGACAUGGAUACCCUCUCAGUCCAGGACAUGCAGGAGAGCAAUGCCCCCGAGCGGGGAGGGGAGUCGCCCAGCUCUGUCUCUCAGAGAAGCUUCUAUCUCCUCACCGUCACGCUGAAAGAGGGACGCAACCUGGUGAUCAGAGAUCGCUGCGGCACAAGUGAUCCUUAUGUCAAAUUCAAAUUAGAUGGGAAGACUAUUUACAAAAGCAAAGUUGUCUACAAAAACCUCAACCCAUCAUGGAACGAGUCUUUCUCCUUACCUCUGCGCAGUCUGGAGCAGAAACUCCUGAUCAAGGUAUACGACAGAGACCUGACCAUGGAUGACUUCAUGGGCUCCAGCAGCCUUGUCUUGAGUGACCUUGAACUGGACAAGACUUGUGAGAUGAUGCUCAGUUUGGAUGACCCCAACAGCCUUGAGGAUGACAUGGGUGUGAUAAUGAUUGACACGUGUUUGUCUCUGCGGGACGGAGAAAGCAGCAGACAUUUGAAGUGGCCACAGAAACGAAAGAGGAGCAUGAGGGCGGGCGUGGCCCCGCAGAACCGCCGCCUCGCAGACACGCACAGAAAGAACCAGCUGUGGAGCAGUGUGGUAUGUGUGACACUGGUGGAGGGGCAGGACCUCCCUGACGACGGCCAGGGGGACUUCUUUGUGCGUUUCAGGCUCGGCGAUCAGAAAUACAAGAGCAAGGGUUUGUGCAAAAAGGCCAACCCGCAGUGGAGAGAGAGGUUUGAGUUCAACCACUACCAAGACGGACCAGACAUCCUGGAGGUAGAGGUUUGGGCCAAGGAAGGCCGAAAAUACGAGGAGUGUCUGGGAAUGUGCGAGGUGGACCUCUCCAGGGUGCAGGUGAACCAGCGGCAGCUCUACACGCGUGUGCUGGACCAGGGCAGGGGCAAAGUGGUCUUUCUGGUCACCAUGCUGCCGUGCAGCGGGGUGUCCAUCUCUGACCUCUGUGCCCCACCCCUGGAGGAGCCCAACGAGAGGGAGGCCAUGCUGGACAGAUACCAUUUGAAGAACUCCCUUAAAAAUGUCAGAGACAUCGGGUUCCUCCAAGUCAAAGUCAUCAAGGCUACGGAUCUGAUGGCGGCUGAUCUGAACGGGAAGAGUGAUCCUUUCUGCUUGCUGGAGUUAGGGAACGACAGACUACAGACUCACACCAUCUACAAAACUCUGAACCCAGAGUGGAACAAAGUCUUUACCUUUCCAAUCAAAGAUAUUCAUGAUGUCCUGGAGGUGACCAUCUUUGAUGAGGAUGGGGAUAAAACUCCAGACUUUCUGGGGAAAGUGGCGAUUCCUCUGCUCUCAACACAUAACGGUCAGCAGAUCGCAUGCGCGUUGAAAAAGGAGGGCCUGCAUGGGCCGUCCAAAGGCGUAAUAUGGCUGGAGCUGGAAGUCAUUUUUAACCCGGUCAGAGCAAGUAUAAGAACCUUCAAACCGAAAGAGAUGAAAUUUGUGGAGGAAAGCAGCAAGUUUUCCAAAAAGAUCUUAGCACGGAACGUGUACCGCGUUCGGAAAAUCACCAAAGCCGUGCUGUAUACGUUACAGUACAUUAAAAGCUGUUUUCAAUGGGAGAGCACGCAGAGGACCAUAAUCGCCUUCUUGAUCUUCCUGGUCACUGUGUGGCACUGGGAGUUCUUCAUGCUGCCCCUUUUCCUCCUCCUCCUCAUCGCCUGGAACUACGUCCAGAUUGCCUCUGGGAAGGUCAACCACAGCCAAGACCUGGAUAAUGAAGACCUGGGUGAAGACGAAGAGGAAGAUUCUCAGGAGUCUGAGAAAAGGGGACUGAUCGAAAAAAUUCACAUGGUCCAAGAACUCGUGGUCACCGUUCAGAACCUUCUUGAAGAGAUUGCAUGCUUUGGGGAAAGAAUUAAAAACACAUUCAACUGGUCAGUGCCAUUCCUGUCCACGCUGGCCUGUCUGGUUCUGGUCGUGGCUACAGUGGUAGCGUACUACAUCCCGCUGCGCUACAUUGUUUUAAUAUGGGGCAUUAACAAAUUCACUAAGAAGCUGCGGAAUCCAUAUGCCGUUGACAGUAAUGAAAUACUUGAUUUCCUCAAGAGGGUGCCUUCAGACGUUCAAAAGGUGCAGUACAGUGAGCUGAGAGUGGCCGGCGGCCAGGCCCUGCCGAGGAGGAAAAGGUGCUCUCCGUAGGUGCACCCAUCGGGGGAGGGGCUCUCUGGGAGAGGGCAGGAGGAGGGGGGGAGGUCCACCCGGCAACCACGCCUCAGUUCUGCCGGGACCCCUCUCAUGACCUGCCUCCCUGGCCUGCAACCGCCGCCUCCCGGACGCGGACACGGCCCUGACCUAGGUGGGAGGGGUUGCUCGCGAUCCGUCAAUCACAAAUGAGGGCCCGUGAAGGGGGACCGGAAAACCACGGCGCACUUGGCCCAGCAGCCUGUGGAACCGUUCCAUUACCCUGGAAAGCUCUCGCUAUGAGCCAUGCUUUCUGUGAAAGGAGAGACUGGUAGUGGCAUUCAGUGCACCUUGUUCCUCUGUUGAUGUGCCAGUUUGCUGAAUACUGGGUGCUUUGACGCAGUGGAAUAUGCUUUUUUACUGUCUGGUUUUAACAAUAAUGGUCUGGUCAGCUUGAGAAACUGUAAUCACUGCCAUAUCCAUUAUAUUGUUUUAAUUUAUUGAAGAGUUUAGUGACCUUUCUUUGUUGUAAGUAGCUUUUUAAUGCAUCCCGAUAAAACUGCUGCUUAAUUCUUUUUUUGAGUCAUUUUCCACAAUUCCACUAUUUUUUAAUUAAUGAAGUAUAUUUAUUAUGCCAAAAAUGUCAAGUUGGUGGGCUAACAGGGGAAAAAUGAAUGCUGUUUUAAAAUAGCUUUGCACAUAAUGGAACUGCAAUUUUUUCAUGAAAUCUUCCUUGUAAAAUUAAAUUCCUAACAUUUAAUAUUCA